CCAUUGGAGCUUUUUAUUCUUUCUUUUUUUUUUCCACUUCUUCCUUAAUUCAAUUUUUUUCCUCUCUCUCUAAUCAAAUCUUUAGUUUCAGAUUUUGAAACGAUUUACAUAAUCUUUUUAGUUUCUAACUUCUGUUACACAGAAAAAUAAAAAUCUUAUCUUGGAUCUUUGGCUGUUGUAUGAUCCAUCCCUUAGCUUUUCUUUCUGAAUUCAGUUUAUAAAAGUUAUGGCGUUUUUGAGUGGCGGUGGUGGUGGGUUUGAGGUUAUCAAGUCGAAGCGUGAGUAUGAAGGAUUAGGGUUAGGGUUUGUUAGGUUUACUAGAGGGUUAGGGAGGAAAAGGAUUCUCAUAUCUAAAUCAUCAGCUCCGGCUGCUAAUAAUGAUUCGUCGCCGCCGGAAGAAUCUAAUCGCUCUCUUCUUGAAUCACUUCAUCAAGAUAUUUUGAUUCGAGUGCUUUGUCAUGUGGAUCACGAGGACCUAGAGACACUAAAACGAGUAUCUAAAACAAUACGAAAAGCUGUAAUAGAAGCGAAGAAGUCGCAUUUUGAUUAUAGCACACCAAAAAAGAGACUUCCAUUUAGAGACGCGGUAUUAAUCAUGGAGGAAGAUUCAAAUUCGAAUUGGGAUUCGAGUAGUCAAAGUGAUGAAAUGGAGCCACCUAAUGCACCAAUUCGAAGGAGGACUAUUAAUCGAGAAUCUGAUUUGUCCAAGAUCUCUAUGGUCUUGUUUAAAUGAUGAUUGAAUAAAGAAAGAGGAACGUUCGAUCUCAGCUUACUUUGUGUGCAGAAAGACAGAACAUGACGAAAGAACAAGAAGAAGACAUAGAAGAGUUUGCUUUUGCUUCAAUUCUUAUUCAUUGAAGCUUUUUUAAUUAUUAUAUUUACUGAUCAUCAUGUGAAUAUAACAAAUUAUUGCAGACUUCGGAAGGUUUAUUAAAUAUUAUUAUCUGUGAAUAAUAUUAUAUUUUCAAUUUUUUUUUU
Camelina sativa (false flax) is the source of this 978-nucleotide messenger RNA. Its product is annotated as F-box protein At4g05010. Gene Ontology annotation, molecular function: protein binding. NCBI's taxonomy places the organism in Eukaryota, Viridiplantae, Streptophyta, Magnoliopsida, Brassicales, Brassicaceae. The record is from RefSeq and is a predicted model, not a curated record.